AUGGCGAAAGCAAGUCAAAAGCUCGUGUGGCUGGUAUCAGGCUGCUCCUCAGGCAUUGGCGCGGCCCUGAGCGCUCAGAUUCUGGAAUCUGGACAUUGCGUCGUAGCAACAGCUAGAAACCUCGCCACACUGUCUGAUCUUCCAGACACCCCAUCUAUCUUGACAUUACAACUUGACAUCACUAGUAGGCUAAGUAUUGAAGCUGCUUUUGUACAAGCUAUUACGCGUUUUGGUCAUGUUGACAUCGUCGUCAACAAUGCAGGCUAUGGUAUUCUAGGCGAUGCCGAAGGCAUCACAGAAGAAGAAGCGAGGGCGAUCUUCGAAACGAACUACUGGGGCACGGUCAACAUGUCAUUAGAGGCUAUGAAAACCUUUCGCCAGGUCAACCCGGUGGGCCAAGGGGGGUUGAUCAUUCAGAUUAGUUCUUUUCUAGGACGAUUUGGGUUUGCAGGAAAUUCGUCUUAUUCGGCAAGCAAAUUCGCCAUCGAAGGUUGGACAGAGUGUGCGUCCUUGGAAGUCCAUCCAGACUGGAACAUCAAAUACCUCAUUUUGGAACUAGGGGGUGUCAAGACUGAGUUUGCAGGAAGCAACUACAUCUAUGCCGCGACCCAUCCUGAUUAUGUUGACACCAGCUGUCCAACGAAUCAAUUAAAGAAAUUCCUUGCAAGUCCGGAAGCACGGGCACACUGGGCGACUGCACCAAGCGUCGCGAAGAGAAUUAUCGAUAUUGUCAGGAGCCCUGAUUUACCCCUAAGGCUUGCCGUCGGCGAAGAUGCUUGGAAGCUGAUCAAGGAAAGCGUGGUAUCUACAGACAAAAGUCUAGACAGGUGGAGGAGGCUGAGCGAGGGAUCAUGA
This is a messenger RNA of Pseudogymnoascus verrucosus, 855 nucleotides long. RefSeq lists its product as uncharacterized. The transcript is spliced from 3 exons. Bases 1 to 855 code for a protein of 284 amino acids. The record is from RefSeq and is a predicted model, not a curated record. Lineage: Eukaryota; Fungi; Ascomycota; Leotiomycetes; Thelebolales; Thelebolaceae. Gene Ontology annotation, molecular function: oxidoreductase activity.